Poecilia latipinna (sailfin molly) is the source of this 2615-nucleotide messenger RNA. Its product is annotated as glycogen synthase kinase-3 beta-like. The record is from RefSeq and is a predicted model, not a curated record. Gene Ontology annotation, biological process: regulation of microtubule cytoskeleton organization; negative regulation of canonical Wnt signaling pathway; insulin receptor signaling pathway. The transcript is spliced from 11 exons. NCBI's taxonomy places the organism in Eukaryota, Metazoa, Chordata, Actinopteri, Cyprinodontiformes, Poeciliidae. Gene Ontology annotation, molecular function: ATP binding; protein serine/threonine kinase activity. Gene Ontology annotation, cellular component: cytoplasm; axon; cytosol. Bases 187 to 1503 code for a protein of 438 amino acids.
CUCCAUUUCCCAAGUGGCAUUGCGGGAGCUCCGUUUCUAGGUGUCUAGCAACAGCUUUCAGCCCAGACAGCUGGCGGCGGCAACUGGAGCGCUAUUUUAUAACAUUAUUCGCUGCCGGUUGUUCAUAAUUAUUAGUCACUAAGCUGAAAACAGUGGGAAAAAUAACUCUGACCUCUGCUCAGAGAUAUGAGCGGCAGCGGGCGGCCCAGGACCAGCUCGUUUGCUGAGCCGCCAGGUGUUCCAGGAGCCCUUGCAGCCUCCGCCGGAUCAGCCGCUGCCGUGGGGAGCAGCACAGGAAAGUCCGGGGUCCCGCAGGCCUCCGGCAGCAGCUCGUCGGGAUGCUCGAACCUUAAGCUUUCCAGAGACAUUGGGAAGGUGACGACGGUCGUAGCGACGCCGGGUCAGGGUCCAGACCGCCCACAGGAAGUCUCCUACACCGAUAUCAAGGUUAUUGGGAAUGGAUCGUUUGGCGUCGUGUACCAGGCCCGGCUCAUCGACAGCCAGGAGAUGGUGGCCAUUAAGAAAGUUCUGCAGGAUAAGAGGUUUAAGAACCGGGAGUUACAGAUCAUGAGGAAGCUGGAUCACUGCAACAUCGUCCGUCUGCGAUAUUUCUUCUACUCCAGCGGCGAGAAGAAAGAUGAGGUUUACCUCAACCUGGUGCUGGAUUUUGUCCCUGAGACGGUCUACCGGGUCGCCCGGCACUUCAACAAAACCAAGAGCAUCAUUCCCAUCAUUUAUGUGAAGGUCUACAUGUACCAGUUGUUUCGCAGCCUUGCCUACAUCCAUUCGCAGGGCGUUUGCCAUCGAGACAUCAAGCCGCAGAACCUCCUGGUCGACCCGGAAACUGCCGUCCUCAAGCUGUGCGACUUCGGCAGUGCCAAGCAGCUGAUUCGCGGCGAGCCCAACGUGUCAUACAUCUGCUCGCGGUAUUACCGCGCCCCGGAGCUCAUCUUCGGCGCCACCGACUACACGGCGAACAUCGACAUCUGGUCGGCCGGCUGCGUGCUGGCGGAGCUGCUGCUGGGUCAGCCCAUAUUCCCCGGGGACAGCGGCGUCGACCAGCUGGUGGAGAUCAUCAAGGUGCUGGGAACGCCAACGAGGGAACAGAUACGAGAGAUGAACCCAAACUACACAGAGUUCAAGUUCCCACAGAUCAAAGCUCAUCCAUGGACCAAGGUGUUUAAACCUCGUACCUCUCCGGAGGCCAUCACCCUCUGCUCCCGGCUGCUGGAGUACACGCCGGCGUCGCGCCUCUCCCCGUUGGAGGCCUGCGCCCACGCCUUCUUCGACGAGCUGCGCCAGCCGAACGCGCGGCUGCCCAGCGGACGCGAGCUGCCCCUGCUCUUCAACUUCAGCACCACAGAGCUCUCGAUCCAGCCUCAGCUGAACUCGAUCCUCAUCCCUCCUCACGCUCGCUCGCAUACGGCUGCUUCUGUCCACGAUGGUCCCGGUUCAGAUUCAUCUCACCACAGUUUGCUUCCUGGACCCGUGAACAGCAUGUGAAGGGCAAACCAACGACUACCUGCAGGCCUCUCUUUCUCAGACACACACACACCCACACACACGCGCGCCCACACACACCCACACACACGCGCGCACACACACACACAAGCUCUCUCUGCUGCUUUCUGUCCUCUCUAUAAUCUGUCUCUGUACAGUAAAUCUGUUAAGACUGUUAGCUCUUUAGCUGCCGGGAUGGAAACGGCAGGAGGUUGUUGUAGACACACACACACACACCCACACAUACACACGCACACCUGGUGUGGUGGAACGAGGAGGUUCAAUAGUGGGGGCUGGUCCUCUGAAAAGAACGUUUUUAAUCCGCGUUUUGUUUUUAUUUAUUUGCCAUGUGGUCAAACGUUGAUUAUUUUUAAAAUCAGAUAAUUUUUUAUUCUUGCGUGUUUUUAGAACCGUGAUGUUUGGAAAAUCCAACCCAGAGUUUUGGUGUAAAUGAAAACCUCCUGACUAGGAUCAGUUGGGCAGGCGGCAUCAGCAGCCACAGAGAUCCACUUUAGUCGUGUUUCUCACCUCUUACUUUUGAUUUUAGUUUUAAUUUAGGAUGAAGUGAAUUUGUUGAAAAGUUAGCACUUUUAGCAACAUGCAGUUGAGCUUUUUGUGUGGUUUGCUGAACACAAACCACACUUGGUUUGGUCUGGUGUUCAAUGUUCAGAUUGAACAUUGAACACCAGACCAAUGUUCAAUCUGAAACGCUUUGCAAAAUGACUUCCAGUGACGCCUUUGGCUGUUUCUGACUAAUUUCGUCUUUAAACGCAUCGGAUUUGUCUUGAUUUGGAAUGUUCUGCACCCGAUUUUUGUGCCGCUAAAACAUCCGUCUGAGCGUGCAAAGACCGAACAGCCUGUGUUUUUUAUUUGAUUCUUAUUUUUUAUGGCUGAAAAUGGAGUAAGAUGUAGAAAUGAAAUGGUCUGGAUAUGAACCCUGCUGAAUGCCGCUCCACAUCUCAGGUUGUUUAAAUGCCAAAAGAAAGACAAGACUGGUCUGUUGGAGACGUUGCUUUAAAAUGACAGGUUAACAGAGUUUUACAUUAAUUCAGCCUUAAAUACAUGGAAAAAUAUAUGAGGGAGUAUUAGGGCCUCUCUAAGAAAAUAAAAAAUAA